Chara braunii is the source of this 830-nucleotide messenger RNA. The record is from the annotation of a GenBank genome assembly. Lineage: Eukaryota; Viridiplantae; Streptophyta; Charophyceae; Charales; Characeae.
AGGUUACAAUCACCUUCCCUAGGGAUAUUGUAGGAGGAGGAGGCACCGUCGGCAGCAGCAGUGGAGGGGGGGAUGGCACCAGCGGCGGUGGCGGACGUGACGGUAGCAGCCGCGGUGGACGAAAUAGCAUCAGCAGUGCUGGAGGAGAUGGCAGCAUCAUUGCUGGAGGAGGAGGCACCGGCGGCAGGAGGAGCAGCAGCAGUGGAGGGGCAGGUGGCAGCAGCAAGAGGAGCAGCUGGAGGAGCGGCAGCAGUGGAGGUGGAGGGGGCACCACCAGUGAAGGAGGAGGAGGCACCGUCGACAGCUGCUGUGGAGGGGGGGGUGGCAGGACCAGUGGAGGAGGAGAUAGCCGCACAGGAAGAGGUGCAGCGUGGGGGCGAUGAUGAGCCGCAUGAGCGCCUCAUGCAGCAGUUCCUCACGGAGGAGCUCGAUCCGGUCAUAGCUGAUAUGACCGCGGGACAGACUUUGACGCAGACCCCGAGAGAGAGGACGAUGACUGAGUCUCCUGAUGCAGCACGCGACAUCAUGGAGCAAGAGAGUGAUCGACUUCUGGCAUCAAGUAACCCGCGUGCUCAGGCGUUCACACAGGUCUUAGAGGAGGCCAGGCUUCGAGAGACAGGGGGGAAUGGUGUGCAGGGUGGGGUGGUGGCUGGGGAAGAUGUUGCGGAGGGAGUGGCAGCAGAGGCGGAUGAUGAGGCUAUGCCGGGUGGACCAGAGGCAGCGGAUGUUGCUGUGGAGGGACGACCACAGGCGGUGGAUGAGGUUGUGCAGGCAUGACAGCGGCGAGACGAGGGGGCUAUAGACGCACGACGCGUUGUCCAGGAGACAAC